GCUGGGGUGUCUGACUGUACUUGCUGUGUGUUGGCAGGGCCGAAGCACUCGCUGACACAGAUAUCUCAGUCCAUGCUGGACCUGUGUGAUGAAAAGCUAAAAGAGAAGGAAGAUAAACUGGCUCGAUUAGAAAAAGCAAUCAAUCCCCUCCUGGAUGAUGAUGAUCAAGUGGCCUUUUCCUUCAUUUUGGAUAACAUUGUCACUCAAAAGAUGAUGGCAGUUCCAGAUUCUUGGCCGUUCCACCAUCCAGUAAACAAAAAGUUUGUUCCUGAUUAUUACAAGGUGAUUGCUAAUCCAAUGGAUCUGGAGAGUAUCCGCAAGAACAUCUCCAAACACAAGUACCAGAACAGAGAGACUUUCCUGGGUGACGUUAACCUCAUCCUUGCCAACAGCAUUAAGUACAACGGGCCAGACAGUCAGUACACAAAAACAGCCCAGGAGAUUGUAAACAUCUGUUAUCAAACUCUAGCUGAGUAUGAUGAGCACCUGACUCAACUUGAGAGAGACAUCUCUACAGCUAAGGAAGCAGCACUAGAGGAGGCAGAUCUGGAAAGCCUUGAUCCUAUGACUCCUGGUCCCUAUACUCCACAGGCAAAGCCACCUGAUUUGUAUGAUACCAACACUUCCCUCAGUUUGUCACACGAUGCUUCAGUCUAUCAAGAUGAGAGCAAUUUGUCUGCUAUGGACACUCCCACCACUACCCCAGAGAAGCGAGGAACUCAGAUGCGCCAGGGGCAGGGUAGACUGGGGGAGGAAGACUCUGACGUAGACAUUGAAGGUUUUGAUGAGGAUGAUGAUGGCAAACCGAAGACUCCGGCCCCA
Messenger RNA from Mesitornis unicolor (brown roatelo), 822 nucleotides. Its product is annotated as transcription initiation factor TFIID subunit 1-like. The annotation marks the transcript as partial. Lineage: Eukaryota; Metazoa; Chordata; Aves; Mesitornithiformes; Mesitornithidae. The transcript is spliced from 9 exons. Gene Ontology annotation, cellular component: transcription factor TFIID complex. The record is from RefSeq and is a predicted model, not a curated record. Gene Ontology annotation, biological process: RNA polymerase II preinitiation complex assembly; transcription by RNA polymerase II. Gene Ontology annotation, molecular function: TBP-class protein binding; RNA polymerase II general transcription initiation factor activity; RNA polymerase II general transcription initiation factor binding.